Messenger RNA from Pecten maximus, 3400 nucleotides. RefSeq names its product bleomycin hydrolase-like. Gene Ontology annotation, molecular function: cysteine-type aminopeptidase activity. The coding region runs from base 109 to 1506 and encodes 465 amino acids. Gene Ontology annotation, cellular component: cytoplasm. The transcript is spliced from 11 exons. Gene Ontology annotation, biological process: L-homocysteine catabolic process; response to toxic substance; proteolysis. NCBI's taxonomy places the organism in Eukaryota, Metazoa, Mollusca, Bivalvia, Pectinida, Pectinidae. The record is from RefSeq and is a predicted model, not a curated record.
GUUUAUAUCUGAUAUUUGUCUCAGGAAUAAGUUAGAACGAUAUUUCAUACCUUGUCUACUCUGCUUGAUGACGACCAGUUGUCAGAAAUCAGUCCUUCAGCCAGAACUAUGUUAUCGCAGCUAAGAAUAAGAAUACCUGAGGGCACUCUUUCAAGCUUUAAACAGAAGUUUUCUAGUAACGAGAAAAAUCUGUUGGCCCAAAAUGUUUGCUACAGAACUGAUCUUUGGGAGACGUGUAGGCAGCAGGAUCAAGUUUGGAGGAGCCCUCAUGUGUUCAACUACAAGGCAGGAGAAGGGAAGCCAAUGACAAAUCAGAAAAGUUCAGGGAGGUGUUGGUUGUUCGCAUGUCUCAAUGUUUUACGGGUGCCAGUUGCAAAACACUUCAAGCUGGAAGAGAUGGAGUUCAGCCAGAACUAUCUCUUCUUCUGGGAUAAGGUAGAAAGAGCUAACUAUUUACUGGAUGUAUUUGUCGACAUAUCAAAAAAGGGGAAGAAUCCAGAUGGUCGGCUGAUGAGCCACUUACUCACCAACCCUAUAGAUGAUGGCGGCCAAUGGGACAUGCUGGUCAAUAUUGUAGAGAAAUACGGCCUUGUACCUAAGACCUGCUUCCCUGACGCUCAUAGUGCUGAGUCUUCCUUAAGGAUGGGAAGAAUGAUCAACAACAAGAUGAGGGAAUUUUGCAUGCGUCUACAUAGCAUGGUGAAAGAAGAGAAAUCUGAAGAAGAAAUCGCUUCAGAAAAGACGAAGAUGUUAGAGGAGAUCUACAGAAUAUGCUCAAUAUCCCUGGGAACUCCACCAGAAACAAUUACUUGGGAAUUCUAUGACAACGAGAAAAAAUACAGGAAAGUUGGACCGAUCAAACCCAUAGAUUUCUAUAAGGAACAUAUCAAGCCCUUGUCAGACCUCAAGAAUAUGGUUUGUAUAGUAAAUGACCCCCGUCCAAACAACAUUUACGAUAAAUUGUACACCGUGGAGUACCUCAACAACAUGACAUCCGCCCGAACUGUUCUCUAUAUCAAUCAACCUAUACAAGUUCUCAAGGAGCUGGCACUGGCUUCAAUCAAAGAAGGGGAGCCUGUCUGGUUUGGAUGUGAUGUUGGGAAGUUUUUUAGUCGUAAACCAGGGAUACUAGACCUCAACAUAAUUAACACAGAUUUGGUUUUUGGUACCAACUUGUUGGGGAUGACUAAAGCUGAACGUCUACAGUACGGUGAUUCUUUGAUGACACAUGCCAUGGUGCUCUCAGCUGCUCAUGUAGAGGACGAGAAGAGGACUGUGAGAUGGCGAGUUGAGAAUUCCUGGGGAGACGCAGAUGGUGAUAAAGGCUUUGUCGUUAUGACAGAUGACUGGUUCUCUGAAUUUGUUUACGAAAUCGUAAUUGACAAGAAGCAUGUUCCAUCCAAAAUCCUGGACGUUCUUAACCAAACACCUGUAGUUCUACCAGCCUGGGAUCCUAUGGGGGCACUCGCAGUUAACCCAGAUGCUGGUCAUGCCGCAAAAAUGUAACCAUUUGGAGAUUUGAACCAACACAGGUCUUCGAAGAAAUUGGUUGAUUCUAAGGAACAUUCGCAAUAAUGGUUGAUGUAUGUCUAUAUAGUAGGAAAUGGAUCAGUAUCGAUGUCCGAAGAAAGAAGUGUCAUUUCAGUAAUGGAUUACUGUCUGUAUUUAUCUUAUGUUGAAGUUUAUUCCAGUAUGUAUAAAUGUACAAUUAUUAUUAUAUGAAUGCAACUGCAUGGGAAAUUAAUUAGGUAUGCAUUUUUUUAGACACUGAAAAAAUGUGCCUGAAAUUUUUAGUCUGAAUAUUUUGUUAAUCAGUAAUUUGAUAAGAUAUUUCUUUACAAACGUGCUUACUAUUAGAGAUAGUACAUUUUAUUUCAAUGUGAAUUUUAAAUGUAGCCACCAAACUCAACACUUUCUUUUUGUAUUUAAACAGAAAAAAAUGUACUGUUAUGAGUUGAUAUACAGGAGCCCAAGUUAUAAUAUCUUAAUUAGUGUUAUUCUGUUGUAAUUCCAUUCAAAUCCGGUGAGAAAUCAGACAUGCAGUGUAGUCCCUAAAUGAACUUGUAGAUCUAUGUAUGUAUUGCAUAGCAAUGACACCUUGAUAUUUAUGUUCAUCAGUUAAAAGAAUUCUUGGAUUUAACCUCAUAUUUUCACUGAAGUUGCACUGUUAUUUCUUGAUAGACUGUGACCAAAGAUGCUUGUGUUAAUGGAGCUAUGGCAUUUAUGUUUUACUUCUUCUAGUUUAUAAUAGCUUCUAGUUUAGUGCUCAAUAUUUUAAAUUUGAAUAUCUGAUUACAGCGAUCAGAUAAAUAGAUGUGGAACCAAAAUGGUAAUAAUAUUAUUUGCAAUAAGCAGAGGAUAAAUGGCAAAUAUUUUGAUAAAAUAUCUACGACAUAUAAACAUAUCAAUAAUUGUUUUACACCUGAAAAAUUUAUCUUGCGUCAUAAAUAUCAAAAACAUGAAUAUUUUACCAUCAGAAAUCCUUGUCAUCAUAGAUAAAAAUGUUUAUAAUUUGUUGUAUUUUGGGGGAAAAAAUUCUUAUUUUAUAAUUAGAAAUCCUCAAAGUUAUCUGUGGUUGUCAUCAUUUCGUCAUGUUAGUUUAUUUCAUAUUCUGGAACAUUUUCUUCAGGUUGGUGAAGUUAAGUAAAUAUGAUAGAAGUUAUAUGAACCGCUCAACAAAUCGGCACUUACAGACCAUUCUGUGCCGCAAACCACGUUAUAUGAACAGCUCAACAAAUCGGCACUUACAGACCAUUCUGUGCCGCAAACCACAUAAUUGAGGGGGAGGGGCCACAGACUCCCGCACAUCUAUGACUAAAUGUUAAACAAAGCGUAGCAAUCGACUAAAGUACAUCAUACCAUCUCGUACACUGGUCUGAUUAUAUUGUAUUUUUAAACUUUGUAUCAAUAUAGGAUCAUGAUAACGAUGAAACAUCCUUCAGAGUAGAUCAGAUGUAGUCUUUGAAAUUUAAUCAACUUAUGUUUUUGAGUAGAUUGUUACUUGCAUACGUUAGGGGGCAUUCCUUCGUUUGAAUAAAAUUUAGGUCGUUAAAAUGAAAAUUAAUGGAGGAUAUGUAUCACCCUCCCCCCCAUUCGUCAUUUUUCUGUACAAUUUCAUUACUAGUUGGCACAAACUCAUAUAAUCCUUGUUCAGACAUAGAUUUCAUCAAUAGAAAUUUUGCAUGUUUUCUGCUGUCCGAUCGAAGGAAUGCCCCUUUAACUGGAGAAUUUUCAUGUUUACUACUAUCUGUAAAUUUCAAUCACUGUAGUUUAAAACAUCUUCUACCACAAUACCCCGUGUUAUUCAACUCUCAGACCAUCAGUUAAUCAUUACAGCUGUUGAUUAACAAUCUGUUUAUACCACACGUGGUAUAAACUCUGUACGCAUUUCGAUUGGCUA